AUGCAAUCUGAGAAACAGAAACGAGAAGUGUUUGCAAUGAUGUCGGCCACACAUGUCUUCGUGAGUCUCGCCAUACGGUUAGUGCCAUUGAUAUGUGUUUGUGGUGUUUGUGCGGCCAAACCAAUGCUGGCCACCACUACAGCCGUGGCCAGAGUCCACACGUCAUCGCCAGUGGACACACAACAGCUGAUCCAAGUGCUCACUGAAGACAAUUGGUUUCACCGUGAUUGUGAUUCCGUCGGCGCUCACCUUGCCGAUAAUUAUUUCGUCAAACUCUUUGUUUUUGGCAAAAAUGAGACAAUUGUUGACAACAAUUACUCUGACGAAGAUUUGGGUGAUUUGUCCACAAACGAGAAGUUAUUGCCGACGAGUCUUCGGGACAUUGAGCCCAAACCGUCGACAUCCAAGUCUAUGCCCACCAAUCCCUGGGCAUCGAUACGGACCCGACGGGUGACACUUCUUCUCUACUGUUUCCUCGGUCUUCAGGUCUCGUACUUGAGUUGGGGUUUACUUCAGGAGAAGAUAAUGACCACCGAAUACGUCAUCCAAAGCCAGUUCUUCACCGAAGGACACAAACAUUUGGUUACGAUCUCUGACCGGCACUCAAAUGUUUCAAAUGAUGGCCAAAACAAGGAAACGUCGGAAACAUAUCACAUAAAAUUCAGAAAUUCCCAGUUUCUAGUGUUGGUUAAUAGGAUUCUGGCGUUUAUCAUAGCAUUCGUCGCUUUGAAUGUUAAAAAUAGGCAAAACACAGGCCGACCGGUGGCCAAGUGUGAGCCCCCACUACACCAAUACAUAUAUUGUUCCCUUUCAAACAUACUAAGCAGUUGGUGUCAAUACGAGGCCCUCAAGUUUGUCAGCUUUCCCACACAGGUGUUGUCGAAAGCGUGCAAAAUAAUGCCAGUAAUGCUUAUGUCGCAACUGAUUGGCGGUAAAAAGUAUCGCACCGUUGAGUACGUGUUCGCCAUUGCAAUAUCACUGGGAAUGACGAUAUUCUUGUUGAACGACCACUCCGUGAAUGGCGGCGCCGGACACCACCACAAGUCUAUGGACUUGGAGUCGUCUACUGACCACUACUACGGGGGACUCUUCAUACUAGUGCUGUACUUGACGUUCGACUCGUUUACGUCCAAUUGGCAGACAGUGCUGUUCGAGAAGUACAAGAUGUCGACACUCCAUAUGAUGGCUUCCGUCAACUUCUUCUCAAUACUGUUGACGUCGACGUCACUCAUAGAACAGGGAGACCUGACCCCCGCCUUCCAG
Medioppia subpectinata is the source of this 1263-nucleotide messenger RNA. The record is from the annotation of a GenBank genome assembly. Lineage: Eukaryota; Metazoa; Arthropoda; Arachnida; Sarcoptiformes; Oppiidae.